Xyrauchen texanus (razorback sucker) is the source of this 5338-nucleotide messenger RNA. RefSeq names its product protein MTSS 1-like. The record is from RefSeq and is a predicted model, not a curated record. Gene Ontology annotation, cellular component: actin cytoskeleton; cytoplasmic side of plasma membrane. The transcript is spliced from 15 exons. The coding region runs from base 402 to 2726 and encodes 774 amino acids. Lineage: Eukaryota; Metazoa; Chordata; Actinopteri; Cypriniformes; Catostomidae. Gene Ontology annotation, biological process: positive regulation of actin filament bundle assembly; adherens junction maintenance; plasma membrane organization. Gene Ontology annotation, molecular function: actin binding; phospholipid binding.
UGUGUGAACAGACAGCUGCUGCGGUUCGGCUUCAGAGAGACGUGUCGUUUUUUGUUUUGUUUUCAGUCGCUUAGUUUGGAUCAGAAACGACAUUGGAUGGUUCCCUUUCCUCUUUGUUUUACCUUUGCAAUCCAGGUGGACUCGCAUUAUUAUGUUUUUCAACCUAAAGUCAUGGAGUGUGCGCUAUCGUGGGGCAGAAAGGGGCUUUUAAAUCUAUCUUUGCCACACUCCAUCGACUGAUCUUCAUCACAUACCAUACAGAGGUUGGAUUUUAUUUAAAACCUGUUUUCUAAUUACUUCGGAUUUCAAAGUGAUCUCGGAUACGUUAAAAGCGUAUUGGUCUUUGGGGCUGCAAACAAUUAAAAAUACUUUUCACUUAUUGUUUUUUUAAAAGCAAAACAAUGGAGGCUGUUAUUGAAAAAGAGUGCAGUGCUCUUGGUGGACUUUUUCAGAUCAUUAUCACAGACAUGAAGAGCAGUUAUCCGAUUUGGGAGGACUUCGUCAGCAAAGCUGUGAAGCUGCAGUCUCAGCUCAGGACAACCGUUGUUGCAGUCGCUGCAUUCCUGGAUGCCUUUCAGAAAGUGGCUGACCUGGCCACCAGCACACGAGGUGGUACCAGAGACAUCGGUUCAGCUCUCACCAGGAUGUGUAUGAGACACAGAAGCAUUGAAGCCAAGCUCCGGCAGUUUUCAGUGGCCUUCAUCGAGUGUCUGAUAAACCCUCUACAGGAGCAGAUGGAGGAAUGGAAGCGAGGGGCAAACACACUUGAUAAAGACCACGCUAAAGAAUAUAAGAAGGCUAGACAGGAGAUCAAGAAGAAAUCUUCAGACACCCUUAAACUGCAGAAGAAAGCAAAGAAAGGGAGAGGAGACAUCCAGCCACAGCUGGACAGUGCCAUGCAGGAUGUCAGUGAUAAAUACCUGCUGCUGGAGGAGACGGAGAAGCAGGCGGUCAGGAAGGCUCUGAUCGAGGAGAGGGGACGAUUCUGUUCCUUUGUAUCUAUGCUUAAACCUGUGGUGGAUGAGGAAAUGUCUAUGCUGGGAGAGAUCGUCCACUUGCAGACCAUUGCUGAUGACCUGAAGUCUUUGACCAUGGACCCCCACAAACUGCCACCGGCAAGCGAGCAGGUCAUACACGAUCUGAAAGGUUCCGACUACACCUGGUCCUAUCAGACUCCUCCAUCCUCUCCCAGUACCACUACAUCCAGGAAAUCUAGUAUGUGCAGUCUGAACAGUGUGAACAGUAGUGACUCCAGAUCCAGUGGGUCGCAUUCUCACUCCCCUUCUCCACACUAUCGCUAUCGCAGCUCAACACUGCCCCAGCAGGCCCCUGCACGCCUCUCCAGUAUCUCUUCACAUGAUUCUGGCUUCAUCUCGCAAGAUGCCUUCCAGUCCAAGUCACCGUCCCCCAUGCCCUCUGAAUCGGUUCCACAGGCUACCUCCAGCUCUGCCUCCUCUGAUGGUUCUGAGACCUGUCAAUCAAUCAGCGAGUGCAGUUCUCCCAGUUCCAUUGGCUCAGGUGGAGACACUGCCUGCUCAGAGAAGUUAUCAAAUGGCUACGAUCAUUACGGGCUGGGAGAGUCAUCGCACCUGAGCGGAGGGGGUACAGGAGGGGUUUUUCCUUUCUUUCCCCCUCCCUCCUCCAUGUCCUCUUCCUCUUCCUCCACAUUGCGCUCAUGGUCACGCCCGGGCUCAAGUCUCCUGUCCGAUUACCCCCAUUAUUGCACUCUGGGCCCAGGCAUGAUCCCUUCCUCCAAAGUCCCCAGCUGGAAGGACUGGGCUAAACCAGGUCCUUAUGAUCAGCCUAUGGUGAACACACUAAGGAGGAAAAAGGAACCAAAGGAAGCAGUGGACACAAAUGGUAGUCCAAAUGGCACUGUCCCCUCCUCUCAGCCAAUCACGGGCAAUUCUCCUCCUGAAGACGCCCAGGGAGCGAGGUGUAUGACUGCCGCACCAAAGCUGGAGGACAUGGAAGCUCAUGAGGAGCUGGCACUGGCUCUGUCCCACGGGCUGCAUUUGGAAACUCAGCGCUCCAGUAGAGACUCUCUGCAGUGCUCCAGUGGCUACAGCACUCAGACAACAACACCCUGCUGCUCAGAAGACACCAUUCCCUCCCAGGUGUCUGAUUACGACUAUUUUUCGGUGAGUGGUGAUCCAGAUGGCGAUGAUUUUGACAAGUCAUCAACCAUCCCCCGCAACAGUGACAUCAGCCAGUCCUACCGCAAGAUGUUUCAGGCCAAGCGUCCAGCUUCCACAGCUGGUCUUCCCUCCACGCCCGGCCCUGUCAUCAUCACUCCCGGAGUGGCUACAAUCCGCCGCACACCCUCUACCAAACCCUCCGUCCGUAGGGCUACCAUGGGCAUUGGCCCUAUUCCCAUCAAAACCCCAGUCAUCCCAGUGAAGACACCCACUGUGCCAGAUCUUCCAGGCGGGUUCUCCUGCCCACAAGGGGGCAGCAGUGAAGAAGGCGUGGAACCAGCCAACCCUGACUCAACCAUACUAGGAGAAGACGUUGAGCCGGUGGGCAUCCUGCCAGUGGCGUCCUGGAGUGGGCAGGCCUCCACUAACCCUCCUUUUCAGCCUAGAGGUUUGGAUGGACUUGAAGAAGACCCAGAAGACUUGGACUCUGCAGACCCGCAGUGCGACUCCAUGCUUCUGGCCAUCCGUAGAGGAGUCAAGCUAAAGAAAACCAUGACCAAUGACCGAUCUGCGCCACGCAUUGCGUGAUAGAGCACAAAGAGCCCUUAAGACUUAAGUAACAUGUAGUAAUACUGUGUAAAGACUGUUUUUAGAUUGUUGUUGAGCCUUAAUAGCGGGGCCGGAGAGGACACUCAAGCUUGUUCGGUAACAAUGCAGAUAAACUUACAUCUGUUUAUGUUGGUACAAGCUGUGCGUGUGGGUUGUGAUUUGAUCUUGUUCAUGCCACAGACUUAUUUUAAAGGAAUAUUCCAGGUUCAAUACAAUUUAAGCUCAAUCGACAGCAUUUGUUGCAUAAUGUUGAACUUAUUAUUUUGAAUCGUCAGUCAUUUACAAAAUAAUAAAAAACAAGAAUGGUGGUUACAGUAAGGAAUUACAAUGGAAGUGAGUGGUGAAAUACAAACCGUUUUUAUAUGUAAACAUGUUAACAUGGUUUUAGUGUGAUAAAAUCACCUUACAUCGUCAUGGCAACAAAGUUGUAAUAUUGGUUGAAACUUUAAACUUAUAAGGUUUGUAAGCAAUUUUAUCACACUAACGUUUGGGUGGCUAUAUUUUUUAAAUAGUGACUAUGUUAACAUUUAUGGACUGGCCCCAUUCACUUCCAUUGUAACUGCCUUAUUUUAACCACCAUUUUUAAUCAACAUUAUGCCACAAAUGCUGUCGAUUGAGCUUAACUUGUAUUGAACCUGGAAUAUUCCUUUAAUAGUCAACCUGACCUGACUUAUCACCUCAUCAUGUCCCAUUGUGUUGCUAUGAGAGGUUAAAAGAGUCCUUUUGUCACAAUGUAAAGAGUUUUAUUUACUUUUCUGUUUGCGUUCCAGUGCUAUUAUGUUCUGCGAUUUUAGUUUUAUCAUUUAUAUUUUAAUGUAUAAUAAGCAUGUAGCCUUACCUUGGUAACUUCAGUUGAUUUAGACUUCAGUUGAUGGUCAACUUAAUCUACAAAAAUAAUAUGUUUAUCUUGUUUAUUCUUAGUUACAGCAUUAAUUAUAAUUCUUUCGAUUAUUAAUUCCCAUAUUGGAUAUACUUUAAUUUUAAGCUUGAGCAGAAAAAAGUACUUUUAUCUAUUUGUAUGAAAAUGUAAAUAUCAACAGAGGAAACCACAGAUUUAAUUUAUUUCUCUUCAGCACUCUCUGCUUUAAUCCUUAACCAGAUAAGCUUUCAUUUAUGCGGUGCAUGAUUAUUUUGUAUAUUAUGUUAAUAUAGAACAAGGUUAAUUAUUUGACAAAAGCACACGUGAUUGUUAGACUUCUUGUUUCCAUAUAACAGAACACAUGAACGUCUCUCCCUGUGGCAAAUCUCAGUUUGUUAGGUUUGUGGAGCAACUAAAUGCUGAUGCAAGCAAUUAUACUAGCAGAGCUGUGAUAGUAAGCCAUAUACUCAGUUAAUUAGGGAGGCAGUGGUUAAUGUUCGGUGUGGUGCCCUUUAUGUAUUUCCAGUUAAAUACUUUUUGUUCACGCAUGGCACAGUAUAUCUGCGUACAUGUUUAAAAAUGGCAUACUAGGCCUGCAAACCUGUCAUAAAGUCAUGCUCUUUAAGGCAAAGAACAUUACCAGUACAUGAUAAUAUGAUGUAGCAUGUCUGUAUCAUCUACAUCCAGCAAGAGUCAAUGCUGUGUUCAAGUGACUCAUUUUCAUGACAAAUUGACAAACUGGCAGCUGCCAGUCCUAGUAUAAGCACAUUAGAGUGAGGUGAGAUGGAUUUGUUAAUAGUAUGACUUAAGUCCUUAAUCAUUUCGGUCUUUUUUUGAUCCCCAAACCAUCUUAAUAGCAUUCAACAUACUUUUUACCUCCUUUAUUUAAUUCAAGACUUAUUGGAGUGCAGUGGAGCAAGUUUAGAAAAUCACAUCCUCUGUGAUGUACAUUUGAAUGUUUCAGGUUUUUUAUUAUUGUUGUUGGUGCUUUUUUUUCUGUUGUAUAAAUUAUUUUUUAUUUCAUAAUCCAGUUGAGGCCAAAAGGUACACUGAGGGGGUGAAAAAAAGCACACCAUACAGGUAGAAGACAAAUUAUUCAGGGGUAGCACAAAUAAUUUGUAGCCCUUUUUCAUUUCAUUAUAUUUUGUUAUUUUAAUUUGAGUAUUAUUGUACAGAAUCCUAAAAUGAUGUAAGAUAGUCAUAAUGAGUCAUAAGUUGAUUAUCAAAUUGACACUUUUUUGACAAAGGGAGAGAUUAGAAUUAUUUCCUGUGUGGACCAGCUUUAGUAAUAUUGUCUCAAUACAAUAGUGUGCAAUUGUGAAAUUAGUAUCAAAUUAGCAGAUGCUUAACCUGCAUAUGAUCUCGAUACACAAUGUUUUAAUAUUGUCCAUGUAAAAACGUUUAGUUCUAACCAGCCUUUAUUUUAGAUGACAACUAUCUAGAUAUUUAAUUUCACAGUAUUUCUAGAUAGUCUUUUUUUUUUAAGCUGCCAAAAUGUGUGUAAGCCGAUUGCUAACAAAAAAAUAAAUAAAAAAUCUGGCUUAUUGUAAAGGCUGAUAUCUAGUAUAUGUUUGGUACUAGAAACAAACAAAACCUUAGUAUGAGUAGUUUGUGUUGAGAGUUGAUCUCAACACUGUGCUGUUUAUAAAAUCACUUUCUGUAUGCUUUUCUCUGUAUAAUUACUGCUGAAUACAUUAAAUAUAAAUUAGUUAUUGAAUGAUUUGAAUUAUUA